AUGCCGAAACACACCAGGAACUCGAGCAGCUCUCACAGCCGCUACGGAGCCCCAAUGCCCGUCAAUCUCGCGCCCUCUCCUCUGUAUAGCCAGCAACGCAUGUCUGCUGUACAGGGCAACUACUACAGCAUCCCUACUACCUCCGCCUCCUCCAUGGCGCUGCAGGCUCAGGCCCAGGUCCAGCAGCCCAACUACGACUCGUACGCGACCAGCACUGCGUCCGCCGUCUCCGUCCCGCCUCCCGUUCAACACCGCGCCAGCUCAGGAGCCUGGACGCCGCAGGAUGACCAGCAGCUCUUGAGUGCCCGCAUGCAGGGCCUCAACUGGGGUCAGAUCCAGGCCAACUUCUUCCAGACCAAGACACCCAAUGCUUGCCGCAAGCGCCACGAGCGAUUGAUGGAGCGCAAGGGUUCGGACGACUGGGACAACCAGAAGCUUCAGCGACUUGCCCGUGAGUACAUGAGCAUGCGCAAGGAGAUCUGGAGUGGCCUCGCAGCCCGAACUGGAGAGAAGUGGAAUGUCGUGGAGCAAAAGUGCAUGUCCAACGGCCUCAAGAAUCUGCAAAGCGCAGCCCGGGCCGCUGCCCGCCGCGACCGCCUCGAGUCAGGCGGUGCUCUCUCAGGGUAUGACGACGACAGCGGCAUCUCCGGCAUGGGCCUGACCCCGGUUGACGAACUAGACGCAUCCUAUAGUAGCCCCGAGACGACGUCGUCGGUAAUGCACUCGGCACACUCCAGCACGGCUUCGGCUGCGGCCACGUACCAGGCCAUGCAGCAGCAGCAGCAACAUCGACAGCAGCAGCAGCCUCACACCCACAUGACGGCGCUCGGCGCGAAUCCCGCAGCGUACGGCUUGGGUGCAUACGGAGCCGGCUACGGAGGUCACGGAUACUCAUCGAGUGUGAGCUCUACCGCCAGCGCCGGACAUGGAUACGGAGCACACGCCGGCAAUGGCCACAGCCAGGGAAACAGCCCGUAUCUGAGCACACAUCGACCCCAGAGUUCAGAUAUGACCCUCGGGGCCAUCAUUAAUAGGCCCCGUGGUGGUCCUGGUGUCUAA
Ilyonectria robusta is the source of this 1059-nucleotide messenger RNA. RefSeq lists its product as uncharacterized. Lineage: Eukaryota; Fungi; Ascomycota; Sordariomycetes; Hypocreales; Nectriaceae. The record is from RefSeq and is a predicted model, not a curated record. The transcript is spliced from 2 exons. Bases 1 to 1059 code for a protein of 352 amino acids.